Cladocopium goreaui is the source of this 1245-nucleotide messenger RNA. The record is from the annotation of a GenBank genome assembly. Lineage: Eukaryota; Dinophyceae; Suessiales; Symbiodiniaceae.
AUGUCGUGGGGCUUGGACCGAUGCAAAUGGUGUAUCGGGAGGAGACCGCCGCUGGAACAGUCCGACAGACUCCUCAGCGCCUGGGAACAUAUCCGGACGGAGAUUCAGGAGGAUAAGACUGCCAGGCGGAGGCACUUUGCAUCCAGCUUCCAGUUCAACUUCAUGGUGGUUUUCAUGACCUUAGCCAACACCGUCCUCAUAGGAUUGGAGAGUGACUACUCCAGAGGAUUCCAGUUAGAGGACCGUGUGCCGUGGUUUGCAUGUGAGAUGGUCUUCACAAUCUUCUUCUUCCUGGAGAUGUUGCUGCGGAUCAAUCAACUGAACUGGGACUAUUUUGUGGAUCCCUGGAAUGUCUUUGAUUACUGCCUGGUGGUCUUCAGCGUGGCAGACCUGGUGGUGAGCUUGGCAAAGGUGGACGGCAGCGGCUUGCGCUGGGCCGCCUCUCUGCGUGUCUUUCGAUCCCUACGCAUUGCGCGCGCGAUUCGGAGGGAGAAGAUGGUCAGGGGUCUCUUCAGAAUCACCCAAGGGUUCAUUGACGGUUUGCCCUCCAUGUUGUGGACCUUUCUGGCGGCCUUGAUCUUGGCCUAUAUGUUGGCCAUUGCUUUAACCUCCUUGGUGGGCUCCGACUUGGCCGCUCGAGAGCUGUGGCCUGAAGCGGAUCUCUACUGCGGGACCACCACCAGGUCCCUGUUCACCGUCCUUCAGAUCAUGACGCUGGACUGUGUGGCGGAACCGGUCCUGAGACCGCUGUAUCAUGCGGCACCCACGGGACUAUUGGUGACAUAUCUCAGCAAUUUGGUCCUCAGUUUCGGCGUCCUGAAUAUCCUCCUGGCAAUCAUGGUGGAACGGAUGACGAUCAUCUCAGGCGAGUCGCAGGAGUCGAAGGCCACAGCCAUAGCCAAGACAGAAAGGCUUCUGAUGACCUCGAUGCUGGAAGAAUUCACCGAAUACGACUCGGACUACAACGGCGAGUUGGACUUCUGGGAGUUCCGAAAGGUGCUGCGGACGCCGACGAUGAGCAAAAAGCUGGGCUUUCUGGGCCUCGGCUGCGAGGAAGCCGAAAGUCUGUUUGAGUUGAUGGACAUUGACAAGAGUGGCUCGUUGACGCCCAUCGAGUUUCUCACCGGCUUAUUCAAGGUGAAAGGGCCUGCAAAAGGACAGGAUUUAUGCCGUCUCAUCACGCUGGUUGAGAAGAACAAACGCAUGGCCACCAAGUGGGUCAAACGCGUCAGGUGCUUCGGUUGA